GGCCACACUGGUAGAGAAGAACGGAGGGAGAAGAGGCAGGAAGGUCACCUCCUCCUCCCAGCCGGGCGUUUGGGCGGGGCGUCCGCUGGGGACCGGGGAGGGAGGCGACACUCCCCCGGCGCCUCCCGCGUCUGCCUGGCCUCGCAGCCGCCCCGGCGCCUCAGGCCUCGGUUCCCGGACAGUCAGAGCCUUAGCGCCGCCUCCGGAGAGGUCAUGGGGAGGUGGAUGGAAGUUAAUACCUGGCCCAGCCCUCUUCGGCUGUGAUGCAAAAGCAGCUCCCGCCACCGCUUUGCUCCAGGAGAGCCUCCUAACUAUCGGGCCGGGUCGAGCUUCCCGCCCCGCCAAGCGUGAGGGAAGCGCCUGCGACCCAGGCUCCGACAGCGGUCUGCAGAGAAAAGCUGCGACCAGCCUCCUUUGCUCUCUCCUAGCCCGCCAAAGGUCGAAGGGGGCGCGACCGGUCGCCUGCCCGCGGCGACCGCCCCCGGGGUCGGCUCGCCUAGGGCCUGGAUUCCCUUCAGAGACUCACACAGGGGUUGGUCGUGUGAGGGACAUUGCUAUUUGAUGUCACUCCUACUGGUUUUCAUUUCCAUUACACGAGGAACAUUGUCCCAAGGAACAGCUGUCACUCUCUGAGGGUGGCGACCCCCAUGGUUCACAAAGCCCAGAAGCAUCCCUGGAGUCUCCAGAUGAGUCAGGUGGGUCGUGUCUUCCCCGACAUGGACCAGGAAGCCAGCCAGCUGGAGAAGCGGCACGUGCAUGCUGUGUAUGAGGGCACUGCUCCAUACUUCAGCGACCUGCAGAGCAAAGCCUGGCCCCGGGUCCGCCAGUUCCUCCAGGAGCAGCAACCGGGCAGCCUCGUCGCUGACAUAGGUUGUGGGACUGGGAAGUAUCUUAAAGUGAACAGCCAGGUGCAUGCCCUGGGCUGUGACUACUGCGGGCCAUUGGUAGAGAUUGCCCGGAAUAGAGGAUGUGAAGUCAUGGUAUGUGACAACCUUAAUCUCCCCUUUAAGGAUCAGGGCUUCGAUGCCAUCAUCUCCAUAGGAGUCAUACAUCACUUUUCCACAAAACAGAGGAGAAUCAGAGCAAUAAAAGAGCUGGCCCGGGUCUUGGCCCCGGGUGGCCGGCUGAUGAUCUAUGUCUGGGCAAUGGAACAGAAGAACCGACACUUCGAGAAGCAAGAUGUGCUCAUUCCUUGGGACAGGACCUUGUGCUCCCAGCCCCUCUCAGAGUGCGGCCAGUGGGGCAGAAGGAGGCUGUGUGGACACGGGGAGACAAGCCGGCCCCACAACUCUCCCUGCUCCAACUGCGGCUGCUCCGUUUGUUUCAAGAAGCCAUGUACAUCAAGGCGGUCCCACAGCAUGGACUACGCACCUGUCAUGGCGGCAAGCUGCUGUGCGCCUGUUUCUAAGGAGGACAAUGGGUUCUAUAACACGCUAGGCAAGUCGUUCCGUUCCUGGUUUUCAUCCAGAUCUUUGGAUGAAUCCACUCUGAGGAAGCAAACCGAGAGAGUGAAACCCUUGAGGAACACGGAAGAAUGGGCCAACGGCACCGUGUCCGUCCAACCCUCCAGGCUCUCCAGCUGCGACUUCGAACCCCAAGAGCCAUUUUUCACAGUGGAGCAAAACCUCGAGGAGGACGUGUUUGAGGACGUGUCUUCUCAGAAGCCUCUGGAGUGGCUGGGAGUACCAGGCUCGUUGAAGCAUCUGGAUGGAGGCCCUCAUCGAGGUGGGAGGCGACAUGGAGGCGGGGAUUUUCUGGAGAGCACUAACUCCGGGGACAGUUGUUCGCACGCAGCUGAUUUAGAGGAAGGUGACCCUCCUGCCAGUACACUACUGAGCAGGAUUCCUGCACUGGGUUCUGCAGAUUCUAACUCGGAGGACACGAUUUCCCUCCCGGAACAGCAGCCUUCGGAUCCCAAAGCCUUCAUGCGCUACUACCACGUGUUCCGCGAGGGUGAGCUCUGCAGCCUGCUGACGGAGCAUGUGUCGGAGCUGCGCAUUCUCAGCUCUGGGAAUGACCACGGCAACUGGUGCAUCAUCGCCGAAAAGAAGGGAAGCUGGGACUGACUGCAGCCUUGCAGGCAACUCCUUCAAAAGAUGCCGAACCGGCCUUUCUCCAUCAGGUUUACUGUGGUUUCCUGAGUUUGCAGCACUUUUAUUUUCUAACCAGUUUAUACUUUGGUCUGUAAGGGACUGUGAAUUGAUCCUCUUUUGAAUAAUAUUUGCGGAGAGCAUAGAGCCUGGCAUCUAAAAUACUGGACACAGCACGUGAGCUGAAGCACGGCGUCAGUAUCAAAAACCUAAUGAAGCAAAAGAACAUUCACUUCAAAAUGAAAUGCUGGUUAGAUUACCUUAAUAUGGCUUUUCAGUAUUAUGUAUUGACUUUUAAAAGACUUUGGUGGUAAAUAUGCCUUUACAGUAGUGUUUUUAUAGAGAACAGGGGUGUUUUCUUGCUGUUAGUGCAGACGACCCCUGUGCAAAUGACCGGUGUGCUUGUCCCACUGGGCCGAUGGAUGUUGAACUUAGGAUGAACUAUUUUGUGUCCAGGACUUUGCUGCUUUUUUUAAGCCUUCAUAGAAGUAAGGCUGCAGAGAGACAAGAAAGUUAAAAUUAUUUCCUGUGUUAACUAGUGAACUUACGUCAGUAUGACUGGGCCUGCGUGGAUUUCUAAAAAUAAUCUGGCACUUUAUUUUAUUGAGUGCUCCUGAUAUUAGAAAUGUAUCCAAAAUCAACUUCCCCUUCAAAUUGACUAAAGGUAGAAUUUCUGCCCCCUUUUAGAAAAAUGAAUGAAUUGGUAUUGUAUAGUCCCUGUGCC
Molecule: messenger RNA, 2814 nt
Organism: Ochotona princeps (American pika)
Lineage: Eukaryota; Metazoa; Chordata; Mammalia; Lagomorpha; Ochotonidae
Gene: TRMT9B
Product: tRNA methyltransferase 9B (putative)
Exons: 6
Coding region: 648-2066 (472 amino acids)
Biological process (GO): tRNA wobble uridine modification
Cellular component (GO): nucleus; cytoplasm
Molecular function (GO): S-adenosylmethionine-dependent methyltransferase activity; tRNA binding
Source: RefSeq, a predicted model, not a curated record